Frankliniella occidentalis (western flower thrips) is the source of this 2728-nucleotide messenger RNA. RefSeq names its product probable ATP-dependent RNA helicase DDX10. Bases 63 to 2621 code for a protein of 852 amino acids. Gene Ontology annotation, biological process: rRNA processing. Gene Ontology annotation, cellular component: nucleus. Lineage: Eukaryota; Metazoa; Arthropoda; Insecta; Thysanoptera; Thripidae. The transcript has 14 exons. Gene Ontology annotation, molecular function: ATP binding; RNA helicase activity; nucleic acid binding. The record is from RefSeq and is a predicted model, not a curated record.
UAUGCAGCACGAGUAAACACGAGUAAACGUGAGCAGAGAGGUUAGAAGAUUGUAUUUCAAGCAUGGGGCAAGAACACAAACCUAGUGCCAGCAGCAAGAAACCAUUAAAACAGAAAAAUAAUGGCAAAACUGGGAAGAAGAAAGUUAAAGUUUGGGCUGGAAAGAAAAAGGGUGUUCGAGAGGAAGUGGUCAUUGAACGGUUGAGAAGCCAGUACAAGAAGAUAAAUUCAAAGAAAAUUAAGAAUUUUAAUGAUUUCCCUCUGUCGGAUGCAACUCUGAAAGGUCUUAAGGAUAACGGGUUUUCUGAGCCCACAGAAAUUCAACGUGAAAGUAUAGGAUUAAGUUUACGAGGACAGGAUAUUUUGGGUGCAGCAAAAACAGGAAGUGGAAAAACUUUGGCAUUUUUGAUUCCAGUCUUAGAAAUCUUGUACUGUAAGCAAUGGACCCGCUUGGAUGGUACUGGUGCUCUAAUAAUUACUCCAACCCGAGAACUUGCUUACCAAAUAUUUGAAACGCUUCGUAAAGUUGGUGCUCAUCAUGACUUUUCAGCUGGACUCAUCAUUGGUGGCAAGGAUCUUAAGUUUGAAAAAUCCAGGAUGGAUCAAGUUAAUAUCAUCAUUUGCACUCCUGGGCGCUUAUUACAACACAUGGAUGAGAAUCCUUUAUUUGACUGUCACAAUCUUCAGGUUUUAGUUUUGGAUGAAGCUGAUCGCAUUCUUGACCUCGGUUUUCAACAAUCCAUGAACAACAUAAUUCAAAAUAUUCCUACCGAAAGACAGACUCUUCUCUUCUCUGCUACUCAAACCAAGUCUGUGCAAGACUUAGCAAGAUUAAGUCUGAAGGAUCCUAUGUAUGUUUCUGUCCAUGAGCAUGCUGCCCAUAGCACUCCAGAAUCUCUUGCUCAGAGCUACCUUGUAUGUGAGCUGGAGGAAAAACUUACUGUUUUAUAUUCUUUUUUAAGAAAUCAUGUUAAACACAAAAUUCUGGUAUUUAUGUCUAGUUGUAAACAGGUCAAAUUCAUGUAUGAAGCAUUUUGUCAACUAAGAACAGGUGCUAGUUUACUGGCUUUGUAUGGAUCACUGCACCAGAUGAGAAGAAUGGCUAUUUAUGAAGAAUUCUGUCGAAAGUCAAGAGUGGUUAUGUUUGCGACUGAUAUUGCAGCUCGUGGAUUGGAUUUUCCUGCGGUAAAUUGGGUUGUGCAGUUGGAUUGCCCAGAGGAUGCUGACACAUACAUUCACCGUGCAGGUAGAACUGCAAGAUUAGAGAAAUGUGGAGAAAGUUUACUGAUUCUCCUACCAUCAGAGAAAGAUGCAAUGCUUCAAAGACUAGAGGACCGAAAAAUUCCUAUCAAGGAAAUAAAAGUAAACCCUGAAAAGCUGCAAAAUCCAAGUCGAAAGUUAGAAUCAUUUCUUGCACAAUCACCGGAUUUGAAAGAAACAGCUCAAAGAGCUUUUGUUUCUUAUGUUAAAUCCGUAUUCCUCAUGAAAGAUAAGAAAGUUUUUGAUGUUAAAGCUUUAGACACAGAUGCAUAUGCCAGAUCCCUUGGAUUGGCUGUGCCACCACGAAUUAGAUUUUUGCAGAGGAAAUUACAGCAAGAAAAUGCCAAGAAGGACCAGCAAAUUAAGAAAUUGCUUGAUGCAAAGGUUAAGUCUAAAUCAGAAAACAAAACAGAUUCUGGUAAGAUCAAUGAUUUUGACGAUGAGAGUGGGGCUGAGGAUGAUCACAAAAGUGGAGAAACUUCUUCUGAAAGUGAAAGUAAUGAUGAAGAAGAUUCAUCAACAAAACUAGACAGUGAAACUCAGAAAAAUGUUUCUAGGAAAGGCACUUCUGAAGGAUUUAACUUUGGAUCAGAUGACAGUGAUAGUGAUGAUGGCGACGUCCUUAAAUUAAAGCGGCGUAAUCAUGAAUUAGUCAAUGACAUUGCUCCUCUCACUGAAGAAGAUUUAACUAAACCAGAAAGUCGGAAAAAGAGCCAGCCACUCACCAAAGCAGCUGUUGCUAAGAAAUUUUUGCGAAAGAAAAUUCAAGCUAACAAAAAAGUAGUGUUCGAUGAAAGUGGAGAGGUUGUUUUAGACCCGAAGAGUCAGAAAAUGUCAGCCUUAGCUCAAGAGUAUGAUGGGGAAGAUGUAGGAGGUAUAGAUAUAGAGAAGGCCAAAGCAAUGAUGAUAGAAGAAGAUCAAUUUGACAAGCAGAGAUUCAGAGAAAAAAUAAGAGCAAAACACAGGGAAGAAAAGAAGAAAGCCAAACUAAAGAAAGAGGAAGAAGCAGAACAUGAUGAUUUCAGUAGUAGUGAUGAAAGUGCACCUGACCUAUCUUGGCUCCCUGAUCCUGAUAAAAUUUAUGGCAAAAGAGGAAGUGAUGAGGAGAGUGAAGAAUUUUAUACUAAGGAGGACACUUCAGGUUACCCUAGUGACAGUGGUAGUGAUGCUAAAGAGAUUCAGACACAAAAUGAAGAAAGUUCCCCUCUAAGGACCAAACGCAAGUUGAAGAAGCAGGGUGGCAAAAAAGUGAAAAAGGUGCGGAAGGUCAAAGAACAAUCCUUUGCUACACUGGAUACUGGUCUCUCCUUACAAGAAGACGAAGAACUUGCUUUGAAGUUCUUAAGAGCUAGCCGAUCAUAAUUAUAAUUAUUGUGACUAUGAAUAAUUUUUCUCUAUGUGAUACUGAAAAAUGGAGGGUUAUUGAAACCGUUCCAAUUAUUAAUGUAUUAAAUGUAUAUUAUGGUGAA